GGCUUGUUUGCUUAGGUCACGCGUUUUCUUGGGUUUAUCCUCACCGCCUCUCCCUCUCUCUCAUCCAAUAUAUAUUUCUCUGGUAGUUUCCUUUCUGCUUUUCUUCAUUCAUUCUUCUCUUCCCCUUUCUCUCUCUUCGCUCUAUUCAAAGCUCUUCUUUGCUCCUUUGUCAUACCCUCCUCUCUCUUUUCUUAUUGAUUCAUGGCGUUCAAAAGGGUACUAGCGUAAAGAAGAAAAGCCCUUCUCUUUCUCUUACUCCCAUACUCCUCGCUUCUUCUCGAUCAACUGAUUUUCUUGAUCUGCCUCGACCGCUAAUCUUUCUUCUCAGUUCGAUUUGUUUAAUUCUUCUUUCUCUUCGCUCGAGUGUUCCUGGUUUCGUUCCUUUGAACGGCUCUGUUUUCCCCUUUUUUUUUUUUUUUUUUUUUUUUUUUUUAAAUUUCUGAUCGGAAAUGGGGUACCCGCAGAAGCCUCAAGUAGAUGGAGGACUAGAAUCUGAAGGUAAGAAAUGGGUAAUCGCUGGAAUCCCAUUACGAGCGCCGUUGAGAAGUAUAAGCACCAACAAGAAGGACGACGGAGGUAAUGAUGAAGACGAGUGUUCAACGACUCCAACUUCCGAAGAAGCAAGGAUACCAGAGAGGUUGUCAUGCCCACCUGCUCCUAGGAAGCGUAGACCUUCAAGGUGUCAUUUUAAUGGAGUUAGGGAGUUCUUUACUCCCCCAGACCUAGAAUCUGUCUUCAUACGCCAUGUCGAGAGGGCAAAAUAAAUUGGGGCGUUCCAGCUUUUGCCCCUUCUUGUUGCUUGUUCUUCUCUUUUUUUUUUCUUUUCUUUUUUAUUAUCUUUCUCUUUUUUCUGUUCUUUGUAGGGGACAGAGUUGAUGUACAAAAUUACAAUUUAUAAGAAGAAUGAAUUUUAGUUUGGGUAUU
This is a messenger RNA of Macadamia integrifolia, 924 nucleotides long. RefSeq names its product cyclin-dependent protein kinase inhibitor SMR6-like. The record is from RefSeq and is a predicted model, not a curated record. Lineage: Eukaryota; Viridiplantae; Streptophyta; Magnoliopsida; Proteales; Proteaceae. Bases 450 to 764 code for a protein of 104 amino acids. The transcript has a single exon. Gene Ontology annotation, biological process: regulation of DNA endoreduplication.